GCUAGUUGCAGACUUGCAGGCUUGCAGCAUUCCCGUGUAGAGAGAGCAAAGCAAGCUCACUUCUUCGUUUCACUCUGCUCAUCAGAAGUCCAAACUCGAAGAAAAAGGAAAGAAAUUUACAACUGCAAAACCGCAACCGACAAACACUUCUCUCUCGCCACUGUCCUAAAUCCUAAAUCUCGCCCACUAAUCAAAACUCUAAUUACAUCUACUUUUCCCUCCACAGUUAAACAAAUCCCACUUGCUCCACCUGCUCCAAACUCCCCCAAAUCUGAGUUCUUUCCACUCACUCACUCCCAAAGCUCCAAUCUUUACACUCAAGCAGCAAAAAAGAAGGGGAGAGAGAGACACAACAAAGAGAGAUGGGAUCAGUGUCGCUGAAAAUCGGCGACGGCACCGCCAGAUUCAAGCGGGCAACGCUCUGCACAUCGGCGGUAAACCUUCUCAUGAUCCUUUCAGUGCUCACUACAAAUCUCUUCGCUCUCUACGCCUUCAAUUACUCCCCCAUCCACCUCCACGCCCACAAUCUCAAUCCCCACAAGAACAUCUCCUUGAUCUCCGAGCAUGUCUCCUUAAUCCUGCGAGAGAUCGGUUCAUCCCAGAAAAAGCUCGCCAAGAUGGAGAAGGAGCUUCUAGGUUAUGACACCAUCGACAUCUCAAGACCCAAUAUUGCUAGUGAGCUCAAAUUGUAUCUCCAGCAUCACCAACUGCCUCUGGGGAAAGAUUCAAGAACUGGGAUCACAGAGAUGGUGGCUUCUGUAGGCCAUUCCUGCGAGAGAUCGACCGAUUUGCUGUCGCAGUACAUGAACUACAAGGUUUCUGGUUCUUGCCCUGAUGAUUGGAGCCUUGCCCAGAAGUUGAUUCUUCGUGGGUGUGAGCCUUUGCCGAGGAGAAGAUGUUUUGCUAAAGGUGGGAGUAAGUUGGGGCUCCUGAAACCUUUUCCUUUGUCUCUUUGGAGUUCUGUUGUUGAUAAUAAGGUAGUUGGUAGCUGGAGUGGUUAUGGUUGCAAAGGGUUUGAUUGUUUGAGUAAGAAGAAGUUGAGUAGAGAAUGUGUGAAUUGCUUCGACUUGGGUGGGGCUGAGAAUCAGAGGUAUGUGAAGUCCAAAGGGAAGAAUGAUUUCUUGUUGGAUGAUGUUUUAGGGUUAGGCAGUGGUGGGAUUAGGAUUGGGUUCGACAUCGGUGGUGGUUCGGGAACUUUUGCUGCUAGAAUGGCUGAGAGGAAUGUGACUGUGAUUACAAACACGUUGAAUGUCGAUGCUCCAUAUAGCGAGUUCAUUUCUUCAAGAGGGUUGUUCCCUCUGUACUUGAGUUUGGAUCAUAGGUUUCCAUUUUACGACAAUGUAUUUGAUCUGGUACAUGCGUCGAGUGGAUUGGAUGUUGGUAGCAAGGUGGAGAAGCUCGAGUUCUUGAUGUUUGACAUCGAUCGUGUGCUUAGACCAGGUGGGUUGUUUUGGUUGGAUAACUUCUAUUGUGCUAAUGAUGAGAAGAAAGGGGUUUUGACAAGAUUGAUCGAGAGGUUUGGGUAUAAGAAGUUGAAAUGGGUUGUGGGAGAGAAGGCUGAUGCAGCAAGUGGGAGGUCUGAAGUUUAUUUAUCUGCAGUGCUUCAGAAGCCAGCAAGAGGCUGAAACUAGGAAAAGAGGUAAGCAUGCUUGGUCUUUGUUCGAACUAGGGAAGCAAAGCUUGCAUUGUUGAAAUGCCCACAUCAAAAUUCUUUUGCCCCUUACCCAAUUGCACAUUUAGAGGUUUCUGACUUUCAAGCAGCAAUGAAGAGCAAAAGAAGGCGAUAUAUUUAUGUUUCUGUUGUAAAAUUUAUCCGUCUUUUCCGUGUAACUUUUAGGGGGAACUCUUAGUUGUGGAAGAUUAGUAUGAACUCUUUAGGAGUACCGAGUAUGGGGAAAUUAUAGUGUAUUCAUGAAUUUUUGCCCAACUGUGAUUACAUUAUGCUUAUUAUCAAUAGAACCUGCCUACAGUU
Messenger RNA from Linum trigynum, 1972 nucleotides. The record is from the annotation of a GenBank genome assembly. NCBI's taxonomy places the organism in Eukaryota, Viridiplantae, Streptophyta, Magnoliopsida, Malpighiales, Linaceae.